GCGAGUGGAGCGCACGGCUGAGACGGCAGCGUCCGGGACGGCUGCACGGGACGGCUCCGUAGGAAGGAACUCGGGUCCCAGGCCCUCACCUCCCGCCCCCGAAGAUUCAAAAUGGAUAGUAUAGAAGAACCUCAGAAAAAAGUCUUCAAGGCUCGAAAAACAAUGAGAGCGAGUGACCGCCAGCAGCUUGAUGCUGUGCACAGAGUCAAAGAGGAGCUGCUGAGGACGGACGGGAAGCUGGUGAAUGGGAACCAUGAGAACGGAGACCUGGAUCCCACGUCACCUUUGGAAAAUGCAGACUGUGUUCAAGAGAGAGAAGAAGUGAAUGGUAUCGAUGGCGUUUGUUUGGAAUCUGAAGAAAGUAAAACAGAAUGGAAAGAAACACCUUGUAUCCCCAAUGUUGGUGUAAAAAACAAGCAAGAAGAUUUGAAUAGUGAAGCUUUGUCCCCCAGUAUAACUUCUGAUCUUGCUUCUAAAGUAACCACUGAACCAGCUUCUGGUACCCCAGCCUCUGAUAACCCAAGCUGUGGUACCCCAGCCUCGGAUAACCCAGCCUCCGAUAACCCAGCCUCGGAUAACCCAGUCUCUGGUGAUCUGACUGCAGGAGAGCUGGCUACUAGAGUACCAGCUGCCGAUGACUCUGCCUGUGAGGAGCCUCCCUCCAGUGAUGCCUCCUCUAGUGAUCCCUCUUCCAGUGAUCCCUCCUCUAGUGAUCCCUCCCGUAGUGAUCCCAUCUCUGGAGAUACUGCUUCUGAAGAACCCGCCUCUGAUGAUCUUGUCUCUAGUGAGUCCACCUCCGGUGAACCAGUUUCUGGUGAGCCAAUGUCUCAUGAACCAGCUUCAGGUGAACCAGCUACAAGUGAACCACCUUCAGAUGAAGCAGUCAUGGAUGCAGUGGCAUCUUGUGAACUGGCCCCUGGGGAAUCAGCUUUGGAUGAUUGUGCCACCUCUGGUGAUUUACCUUCUGAGGAUCUGCCUUCUAGUGAGGAAUCCCUUCGUAAGUCUGUCUGCUGCAGACUGGCUUCUGGUGAUCUGACUCCUGGUGAGCUCACUGUGGAGUCAGCCACUGACACUUUGAAACCAAGUUCAGUGUCAGUUUGUGAACCAGGUCCUGACACUGACAAGACAGAGCAGGGUAGCAAUAAGAGUGAUGAUUGUUCAGACAAGAGUGAAGACAAUGAAAACUUAGACCGAAUUCAAAGAAAAGACUCAUUUGAUGAGGGAAAUAAAGUGAACAGCAAUGUUGGUGACAAGGAAGAAACUGUAGAAACACAUAGUGCAAUUAUUUGUUCUGAUCUACCUCCAGAAAAUACGAAGAAGGUAGAGGAAGAUCCUAUUGCUGAGCCUGCUCUUGAAGAAGAAGCCAUCUCCAGCAGCAUGGAAGUUGACCAAAGCGAAAAGGAUGGGCAUGAAAGUCCUGCAGAACUUGUAGAAGCUGUCCGUGAGGACCCCGCAGAAGAGGACAAGAAGGGUCCUGCCUUGGACAACACGGAUUCUAUGGAAACAGAUGAGAUCAUCCCUAUUCUGGAAAAACUUGCACCCACUGAGGAUGAACUGAGUUGCUUUUCAAAAACCUCCAUCCUUCCAGUUGAAACAAGUCAAGAUUUGGAGGAUAAAAUGGAGGGUUCUUUUGGCUCACCCUCAAAACAAGAAAGUAGUGAGAAUUUGCCAAAAGAAGCCUUUUUAGUUCUUUCUGAUGAAGAGGAUAUUUCAUGUGGAAAAGAUGAGCCUGAAGUCCUAGCACAGACUAAGAUGGGCUCUCCAGAGGGAGAAAAGAGUGAGAAAGACAGCAAAGCCGAGGAAGAGGAGCGAGUGCCAGCCGAGGAGCCACCCAUGAGAAAUGAAUUUUCCAGACGAAAACGUUCUAAGUCAGAAGACAUGGACAGUGUGCAGUCCAAACGCCGGCGAUACAUGGAAGAAGAAUACGAGGCUGAGUUUCAAGUAAAGAUCACAGCCAAAGGAGACAUCAACCAGAAGCUUCAAAAGGUCAUACAGUGGUUGCUACAAGAAAAACUGUGUGCCCUACAGUGUGCUGUGUUUGAUAAGACGUUGGCAGAAUUAAAAACUCGAGUGGAGAAGAUCGAGUGCAACAAGAGGCAUAAGACAGUGCUCACCGAGCUGCAGGCCAAGAUAGCCAGACUAACCAAACGUUUUGGAGCAGCCAAAGAUGAUCUUAAGAAAAGACAAGAAAUCCCUCCAAACCCACCCAUAUCACCAGGAAAGCCUGCCAGUGAUGUCAACAGCAAUAAUAAUGUGUCCUACAGAAAUGCAGGCACAGUGCGACAGCUGCUGGAGUCCAAAAGAAAUGUUAGCGAGGGUCCACCAUCAUCCUUUCAAACUCCUGUGAAUACAGCGUCUUCAGCCAGUCAUGCCACGUCUACAGCAGUUGUCAGUAGUCAGCCGAAGCUGCAGACCUCAGCAACCUCAGGUUCCCUGCCGGCAGCACCUCUUCUUCCUGCGCCCAGCACAGCCACAGUAGUCGCCACCACUCAGGUGCCUAGUGGGAACCCACAGCCUACGAUCUCGUUGCAGCCCUUGCCCGUGAUUCUUCAUGUGCCUGUGGCAGUAACCUCUCAGCCUCAGCUCCUGCAAAGCCAUCCAGGGACUUUAGUGACCAAUCAACCAUCUGGCAAUGUGGAAUUCAUAAGUGUGCAAAGCCAACCUACAGUGAGUGGUCUUACCAAAAAUCCGGUCUCCUUGCCACCCUUGCCAAACCCCACGAAACCAAACAUUCCAUCAGUGCCCAGUCCUAGUAUUCAGAGGAACUCUUCAGCCCCUGCUGCACCUUUGGGAACAACACUUGCUGUGCAGGCCGUUCCAACUGCACAUUCUAUUGUGCAAGCCACGAGGACUUCUCUGCCCACAGUAGGCCCAUCAGGACUCUAUAGCUCGUCGAGCAGUCGAGGCCCACUACAGAUGAAAAUCCCAAUCCCCGCAUCAUUUAGCACUUCAUCUUCUGCAGAACAGAGUAGCUCUGCCACCCCACGAAUUGAAAACCAGACGAACAAAACAAUAGAUUCCACUGUUAAUAAGAAAGCAGCCGAUAGCACAUCACAGAGUGGAAAAGCUUCUAGCAAUGACUCAAGUGGUGUCAUUGAUCUCACGAUGGAUGAUGAAGACAGUGGAACGACACAAGACCCCAAAAAGCUAAACCCUCCUCCUGCGCCUACUGUGAGCACUUCUCAGCCCGUGUCUCGACCGCUGCAGCCCAUUCUACCAGCACCUCCUCUCCAGCCAUCUGGGGUGCCGACAAGUGGUCCAUCUCAGGCAACUAUCCAUGUCCUGCCUACAGCUCCAACCACCGUGAAUGUAACACAUCGUCCAGUAACUCAGGUGACCACAAGACUCCCUGUCCCAAGAGCUCCUGCAAACCACCAAGUGGUUUAUACAACUCUCCCAGCACCGACCGCUCAGGCUCCCUUACGAGGAACUGUUAUGCAGGCUCCUGCUGUUCGUCAGGUCAAUCCUCAAAAUAGUGUUACAGUUCGAGUGCCUCAGACAACCACGUAUGUUGUAAACAAUGGACUGACCCUAGGAUCAGCAGGGCCUCAGCUCACGGUGCAUCACAGGCCACCACAAGUGCACAAUGAGCCCCCACGCCCUCUGCAUCCAGCGCCCUUACCAGAAGCCCCACAGCCGCAGCGUCUGCCCCCGGAAGCUGCCAGCACUUCUCUGCCUCAGAAACCACACUUGAAGUUAGCGCGCGUUCAGAGUCAGAAUGGCAUUGUUCUGUCGUGGAGCGUCCUGGAAGUGGACCGAAGCUGUGCUACUGUGGACAGCUACCAUCUGUAUGCCUACCAUGAGGAGCCCAGUGCCACCGUGCCCUCACAGUGGAAGAAGAUUGGGGAAGUCAAAGCCCUGCCCUUGCCGAUGGCUUGUACUCUCACGCAGUUUGUGUCUGGCAGCAAAUACUACUUCGCAGUGCGCGCCAAGGACAUUUACGGCCGGUUUGGGCCUUUCUGUGACCCUCAGUCCACGGACGUGAUCUCCUCCUCCCAGAACACUUAGACCUUGGAGUCCUUUAGCUUCCACUUUUGACAGUUUCACGUUUUGGGCUUGUUUUAAUCUUGUGCAUGAAAUUCAAUGUAAAAAUCACCUUGUGCAAGAUCUCCUGGACAGAUGACUGUAUACACUACGUUUGUUUAUAACCGGAAGCAAAAUAAAUUCAGCCCAUAAAGCAAGUCUUCCCUGAACAAUUCAAACUUCAGGGUUUUGAAAUGUAUAUUUAUUCCUUGCUUUGUUUUUGAGGCUGGGGAAUACGUAUGGGUGUUUGUGUGUUUUCUUCCUUUCUUUGAACUUUUAAAUUUCUAGUUGUGUGUCUAUCACAGCGUGAUCUCCCGUUUCCCUCUCAGAUUUACCUCUCUUCCAGUAGGAAGUGUAUUGAGACUCUGAGGUGCAGAGCUGGUGGGAUUCUGCCUCGUAGGGAGGCUAGAAGAUUAGAGAAUCCAAACAAAACCCAAAGAAAGAAAGAAAGGAAAAUAUUUAGCUUAAAGUAGAUGGAUUUGAGCAGAGGAAACAUUCCCUCUGUGUGUUCUUUGAUUUCUUCUGAGUUGCUGACGAGGUGAACAAUGGCCUACCCUCACCCCAGAUUCCUAAUCUGGCUUCUCCUUUUGUGUUUGUGCCUUAACUACAGAAGUCCACAGACCACAGACCGUGUGCCCAUUGGUGUAGCUUUCUUUCAGCUUCCAUUGGUUCUUAAUUGCCACCAAAAAUCCCAUACCCUUUAAGUGUUUUAGAAACAAGGUGUGGACAUGUGUAUGCUCAUUCUCUGUGACAUCACUGCAUUCAGCUCCAAAGUUGUGACUUACUGUUAUGUUUUAAGAACAUAUUUUUAUUUUUGCCCAUCAUUUAACUCUGCAUAAAAUAGGCCAUAUUGUUUAGGAACAAAUUUCUUAGCCUGUUUAAUAUCCAUGUUACACUGUUAGAGACUCUGAAGGAAGUUCUUGUUCAUCUCUGCACUCCUGGGGUAGUGUCCUUUCAAAGGCAGUGCACGUCAGAAUUCAUGGAAGACCAGGGGAGCUCUCUUUCCUCUUGACUCUCAUGAGGUCCUUGCUGCUUUCGUCUUAACUGUUUUGCUGGUGCCAAUUGGAGUGUGACUUCAUCAGCUUUGGAUGUAGCCUCAGUGCUGUCCUUUGGGUCAUUCCACACUGCAGGUAGAUCUGCUCACUUUACUGUUUCUCAUUCCUUCAGAAGGUCACUAGACUCAGGCUCAGCCUUGCAUUUCCAAGGCUUGGCAACUGCAGGGAGUCAGCAGGUACUUUCAAGACCUGAGGGGAGGACGAGCAUUUAGGGAUGAGUGAGGCGUUCGUGGAGUCUGAAGGCACUUUUGAGCUGUCUUCCCUCAUGGUAUUUUAAGUUGUAUUUCUACCUUCACAAGCUGCAUCGGCUGUUCCCUUGUCCUGGCAUAAAAGCAGGAGCUUCGUUCCUUUGUGUAGUUGCCCCUGUGAUGGCUUACAGAAGGAAUCGUUACGACGAAAUUGUCUUUGGUGACUUCACCGGGUGGUGUUCUGUCAUCUUUGGUAUGACCGUUAGUUAAUGAAGGAAGCCUGCAGUUGCCAAGAUGUAAAUGCUCCUCCCCUUCACUGAGAAAAAGGAGAGCAUGUGAGAAUCACUUUCCCACAAGUUAGACUUGGCUGGCAGUCAUGUAGCUAGGACUGCUAAGAUGCACGAUCAUGGGGAGUCGUUGCCAGUGUUACGGUAAUGGGAUUUGGAAAGGAAGAAAUUUUCUGUGAGUACCUCUGUACUGUGUUCCUGUCAUGUGGGUACAGUGUUGGUCUUCUGUUCAACAUCAUUCCUGUCUGUAGUAGAAAGCACAUAUUCAAACUGGUUUUCACUGGCGGGUCUGCUCACUGGCUAAUGAAAGUUUCUCUGGAUGAAUAUGUUUGUUUAUAUUUAGUAAUUGUUAUAUAUUUACUAGUUUUUUUUUUUAAGUUUCCAUAGUGUUCUAUAAUCAUGUGAGGAAAGCCCAGUGGAAUUAAUAUUAUUUUAUUGUUUUGGCUUUUACUUGGGUGUUUUUUGUCAAAGGAAAAAAAAAUCCCAAAUAAUGGCUCUAGAUGUAGGUUUACUGCAGAAGGUAAUUACUGAAAACUGUUUGUUCCAGAUUGGAAAGAAGGUGUAGGCAGAGACUGUAAUUAAGAGGAAAAUACACUUGCGGACAGUUUCCUCAGGUAAUCUAUCAUGAUGCUUUCUUUGGGCAGCAACCAUGUUGGGUUUCCCAAAUGUGCUCAACUCAUGAGGCAAAGUGUAGGUGCUGAGGGGUAUUGGCUUUUUAUCUGGCUGUCUGUGGGGGAGAGUGGAGGACUUUUUACUCCAGGUAUCUCUUCUCAAAGUAUUACAAAUAAGCUCAGUUGUCCCAUUUUUGGGGGAUUCAAGUUUGCUACAUUUUUAGCCUGACAAUACUGGUAAGUAUUGCCUUACUGGGACUCCCGGAAACUUCUGAAAAUUUUUAGAUGAAGCAUCAGAUGUUUAUAUAGUAACUAGUGGUAACAGCUGUGUUUGUUACUCUCUCCUUUGCACUUUGAGUACUUUUCACCCUGUUUUAAGUGUGAGUAAGCCUCUUUGUGUUCUUCCUAAUGGCAUACAAAGACACCAUGUUGUAACAGUUCACUGUACAAGGUGUCUGUGUCCCUCUGUUUCUCCAGGCUCGAUUUUUUUUUUUUUUUAAAUCUGCAGAGUGCUUUGUGUACUGUGUGAUGCAGUAUGACUUUAUGAAAGGAACAGAGCUUUCUUCCUGGGAAAUACUUGUUGGGCUAGCAUUUGCCUCACAGACAGGUGUUCUUCCCCCUACUCCCACCUAUGCCAGAUAAAGGAUACCUUUGCAAACAGGAUGAAAAGCAAGCAUGGGACCCAGUGGCGUCUCUCCAGAGCUCUCUUCUAGUAUUGGACAGGUGUUCUGAUGGCUUGCUCCAGUUACUUUAAAUAUCCUCAGAAUUACCACUUAGUGUCAGUGUGAUAUGGCAGGUAUUUCACUUCCCAUGAGUCUCCCAGUACCGGAUAUGAUUCAGAAUGCUCUGUGAGGCUUCCUCUCUUGACAUGCUGUGAUUUCACCCCAUAGGUACUACAAAGAAAGCUUUCAAGUGUCCUCCUGACUCCUCGGGCCAUUUCAGUAUCCUCAAUAUGGUAAUUUUAUCCCACUUGCCUGUGAUUGGGUGGCCUGUUUGAUCCCCAUGGAACUACACAUGUCCUGGUGGUAUAGAGAAUACCUGUGUAAUCAUGUGAUUCUGUCUUCCUUAAUUAUUUUCUGGGCAAAUGGCUUUAAAAAAUAUUUAAGGGACAUGGGUUUGUUGGAGUAGGAGACUGAGCCAGCCGAAAGGGAGGAGCCGAAGUCACUCUGCUCUCGUCCUCAAAUGACUUUAUCAUGUUUGAGCUUUUGUUUUGUGUUUUAUAUGUAGCAAUAGCUGAGUACCUAUCAUUUAAAUAUUUAAAUGUUUUCUUUUUCUUUUUGUAAAUAAGGGAACUAAGCAAUCACAUACCUUCUGGGUGGUCCUAGCUUGAGGAUUUUAUCAACCAUUUCAAAUGUAAAAGUAAACCCCUGUAGGAAACUCGCAUCCUAAUGUCUGUUUGUUGCAGUUGGAAAUGUAAAUAAUAAGAUGCCGUAAGACCCUCUCAAGGUCUAAUGCUAACUGGGCUGUAGCAGGUUGGUUGCCCUUUUUUUUUAUUAGGUUUUGAAGGUUUUAAUUUUCUUUCCUAAAUGUACAGUAGAGUGGUGUCCGUUUUAAGUGUUGACUGUAGUGGGGUUUGUCCAGCAAGCCUGAACUUUAUACUUUGAAAUAAAUGACUGGGUUUUUAACAUUCUGAGUACCCUGA
Messenger RNA from Grammomys surdaster, 7806 nucleotides. RefSeq names its product activating transcription factor 7 interacting protein (gene Atf7ip). Lineage: Eukaryota; Metazoa; Chordata; Mammalia; Rodentia; Muridae. Gene Ontology annotation, molecular function: protein binding; transcription coregulator activity. The coding region runs from base 112 to 4008 and encodes 1298 amino acids. Gene Ontology annotation, biological process: regulation of DNA-templated transcription. The transcript is spliced from 15 exons. The record is from RefSeq and is a predicted model, not a curated record. Gene Ontology annotation, cellular component: nucleus; transcription regulator complex.